AUGUCACAAUCCCGUGAUUCCCAAAGAACUGAUAAUCUUGUUGAUUUCGCUCAGCAUAUCAUUUAUACCACCGUAUUACCACUUGUUUGUACGGCUGGUGUAUUUGCUGCCUCCGUAUGUGUCAUCAUAUUCACUCGUCCACAAAUGCGCUCUUCAUUAAACAUUUAUCUGGCUGGUUUAUCAUUUUUCGACUUAAUUCUUUUACUUGUAUCACUUCUUAUUUAUCCUCCUAUGCAGAUCUGUUUGCAAAAUAACCAACAAGGUGCAGUGUGUGAAUUUUUUUGGAAGACGACACUUGUCAGUUAUCCAAUAUCCCUUGCAGCACAAACCUCAUCAGUAUGGACAUGUGUAGCUAUCACUGUUGAUCGAUACUUAGCUGUAAAAUAUCCACUGCAAACCCGCGUGUGGUGUUCAACAUCACGUGCCAAAUUGGUUUUAUCAGUGAUAGCAACAGUAUCAUUUGUUUACAAAUUACCAUCACUGUUCGAAUUAACAUUAGAUGAAUGUGGCCGUUUAGCUCCAACGCCAUUACGUACCAACGGCCUUUAUAUUGUUUUAUACAAUACAUAUGGUUAUUUGUUACUAUUGAUAAUCAUUCCUUGGACAACAAUGAUUGUUUUAAACGUUAUCGUUAUCCGAUCAGUACAACAAGCAUACCGUAUCCGUCGCUCUUUAAUGAGUCGUACCGCAAAUCUGGAUGAAAAAGAACGACAUUGUACACUUAUGGCUUUUGUAAUGAUUUUAACAUUUAUUGCUUGUAAUUUAACGGCUGGUAUAAAUCACAUUAUUGAAGCAUUCUUUGCCGAAUAUUCCCAAUUCUUUCGCUUACGUUUACCUAUUGGAAAUUUAUUAGUAUGCGUCAAUAGUGCUUCAAAUAUUUUUAUUUAUUCUAUAUUUGGUCGUAAAUUUCGACGGAUUUGUGCAGCUCUUUUGUGUCCGUGUAUUGUUAAUCGUAAUUAUAAACGAAUGAAAGCACUUGGACUCAAUGAGUUAACAAAUCAAUUAUGGAAUAAACUUUCAAAUCAAACUGCACAGGAAUCUUUCGUUCAGCAAAGGAAUCAACGUUCAAUUUCAAAAAUUGGAAGAAGUUAUAAGGAAGAAAAAUUUGCUAGUCCUAAUAGUAUUACAGAAAGUUUGAUUGAAAAUGUUAAAUUUGAUGCACUUGUGAAAUGUUCAUCAGAAUGA
This is a messenger RNA of Brugia malayi, 1185 nucleotides long. RefSeq names its product G-protein coupled receptor, putative (gene Bma-frpr-8). Bases 1 to 1185 code for a protein of 394 amino acids. Gene Ontology annotation, molecular function: G protein-coupled receptor activity. Gene Ontology annotation, cellular component: membrane. The record is from RefSeq and is a predicted model, not a curated record. NCBI's taxonomy places the organism in Eukaryota, Metazoa, Nematoda, Chromadorea, Rhabditida, Onchocercidae. Gene Ontology annotation, biological process: G protein-coupled receptor signaling pathway. The transcript has 5 exons.